Molecule: messenger RNA, 741 nt
Organism: Laccaria bicolor S238N-H82
Lineage: Eukaryota; Fungi; Basidiomycota; Agaricomycetes; Agaricales; Hydnangiaceae
Exons: 4
Coding region: 1-741 (246 amino acids)
Source: RefSeq, a predicted model, not a curated record
AUGCUACUGCUACAAUUCUUUUUGCUAUGGCUUCUAGCCUUUCUCUGCUACACUUCUAUGCCCUCUAUGUUCUCUUCCAAGACCUGGAAGAUGCUCAGAUCUGGAAAUACUGGUGUUAGCUCUGAACUUGGUCACUUUUGGCCAUGUACUCUGCUAAUCUUUCUAUAUUCUAGAUCAACAAACUACCUGUUCUCUGGCUACUCUAAGCCCAGAAGCUUGAUCAUAUGCAACUUAGGACUGAGCAAUCUCUUAGAUAUUCUAGACUGGGAUCAAGGGAGUUUUUCCAACUACCUUUAUCCCAGUAUGAAUCUGAGGACUUGUCCUUGGAUUUCUAUGAUAGAGAUUGAUUUCAACCCAAGCCCAUUGGCACUGUUAAUAGAGAUUGAUAUCAAUCCAAGCCUGUUGGCACCCAACCAUUUGGUUGAUCCCCUUCCAUUCAACAUGGUUGAGGAGAUGAUAUGUGAUACACAUGCCCUUCCAUCUAUGGUUGGCAAAUUGAGAAACAACAGAGAUGCCCUUCCAUUUAUGGUUGAGGAGACAGGCCAAGUGGCUUACUCAAAUAUGAGAGUUGAUAAGAUGUAUAAGCAUACAUCAGGGGUAUCACCCUUGUUAUAUUGGAAUGCACAAAGCUCAUGGUCAGAAACUUUGAACUUGAAAAAUGGUGGCUUUUCUACCUGUCUUGAACUUAGCCCUGAGCUAUAUUAUUUGAUAUUAUUUCUCAAAGAGAUUUACCCUCAGUAA